AUGAAUAAUAGUGAAAGAGUUCAGUUACUAUUGAUCUAUGGAAAAUGUAACAGAAACGCACGAGAAGCAACAAGAAUGUACGCUCAGCAAUAUCCAGAUCGAUAUCACCCCAAUCGUACUUAUGUUCAAAAACUUGAAAAGUCAUUGAUUGAAACUGGUUCAUUUAAUAGAACAAAUACUGUUCAACAACAACCACGGGUAAAUCAACAUUUUAAUGAAGUUAUUGAAAAUCAAGUUUUAGCUUAUGUACAUCUUAACCCACGUUCGUCUGUUAGACGCCUGUCGGACAUGAAGUUGGCAUACCUAAAACUUUAG
Molecule: messenger RNA, 315 nt
Organism: Macrosiphum euphorbiae (potato aphid)
Lineage: Eukaryota; Metazoa; Arthropoda; Insecta; Hemiptera; Aphididae
Source: the annotation of a GenBank genome assembly